UUUGUCGAUCUGCCUGUGUCGGCAUUUGUUUCUCUUUUCUUUCUUUUGUUUUUUCUUUUGGGCUUGUUUGUACUGCGGUCCCAGCGAGCUAAUUAUAUCGGAUGGUUGCUUUAUAAUAUAAAUCUAGGGGAAACUCUUUAUCGUCAUAGUGAACCGGAGUUUUACCCUCGUAUAAACAAAGAGAUAUAUAGUACUCCCACCCUUUCAUUUUAUAUUGACUAUAAGAUUUAACCUAAAUCAAACUUUGAAAAAAAAUUGACCAAGUAUAUAUGAGAAAAUAUUAACAAUCACAAUACCAAUCAACAUCAUGGAACUAAUUUACAUAUUGUAUAUCUGUACUAUUGUAAAUGUUUAUCUCUUUUAAUAUGAGUUUGGUCAAACUUUACAAAGUUUAACUUAUGACAAAACUUAUAUGCAAAAUAAAAAGGAAACGGAGGGAAUAUCUCUUGGAAGCGCAUGGUAGGUGGCCGUGAGGACAUCGCUGAGGAGGAACAGACCAAUAGUAGAGCUCCUUUGUCAAACUUGAAGAGCCGAGGCCGAAGGUUCUUGGUAGUUGCUAUGGAUGAUUAUUUAUCGCUUAUAAUGGAGUAAACAGUAUUUUAAAGCUAGUAUAUACGGCGACUUGGAGCUGUUUGGUGAUAUAUUAUCGCCAAUCAUUGGAGUACACUUGGACCUUGAGAUAGGUUAUAUAGCUUCUCUAUUUCUGCACGUUUCGCCUACUCAUUGCCACGAACUUCUGCUCAUCUUGGAGACAUCUCUCAAGUUUUGCUCGGAGAAGAAGAAACUCCAAAAAUCCAAGCCUGGGUGGGGAGUGGAGACGACGAAGCUGAUUCGACCAGAUUAGUACAGUUUUGCAGCUAGCAGUGUGUGAUGUGAACCGCGUUGAUGAAUUUGAGCUCGGCGCGGUUGGUUGGGAGUACAGAUGGAAUCAGCAAACUGAAUCUGUCUCUCAGUUGAAGACUCUCUGUUAAAAGACUAACGGAGGAAACAAAAGAACGGAGAUCAGAGGAAGCAGCCCACAGUGAUGUUAGCCAUGCCACAAGCAGUGCUUCUCCUUGCUGUCUCCUGUGCGGCGGUCCUCGCUGCUGGUGUCUCCGGCCAGCCGGUGUCGCCAGCAGCCGAGCGGACCAACUGUCCUGCAAAGUGCGGGGACGUAGAGAUCCACUACCCAUUCGGCAUCGGCCCUGGGUGCUCCAUGGACGCCGACUUCGAAGUCACCUGCAACGAGACGACGAGCCCUCCGAGCCUCCAGUUGGGCAACAUCUUGAUCGCCAACAUCACAUUGGAGACGGCGCAGAUGGUGGUCUACACCUUCCUGACCUACAGCUGCCGCGUGCCGGGCAGCAACAAUACAAUCUACGCGCAGACGCAGAGCAUGGAACUCAGCGUCAGCAGCACCACGUUCCUGGUGUCGCCGUCGGAUAACGUGUUCACGUCCGUCGGGUGUAAUUCACUGGCCCAGCUCGUUGGGCACAGCGGCACCGACUACCACACCGGCUGCAUCACCACGUGUGCUAGCGUGAACGAAACGGCAGAUGACGGCGCACCCUGCAGCGGGCACGGCUGCUGCGAGGCGUCAAUAAUGCCCGGCCUCUUCCUAGUCAACGUGAGUUGGUCCGACUGGGCGGAGGAGAGCGACUAUCAUGUGCCUGGCAACCUGUGCCAAUAUGCCUUCGUCGCCACAAAAGGCUGGUACAAAUUCAGAAAAAAUGACCUAGUUGGAAAUUUGACAUUCGCCAAGAGAUUUGGAGAGGGCACUGUUGUUCCACUUGUUCUUGACUGGUCAAUUAGCGACGGGAGAUGCCCGCCGGUGCCGCAGGGUGUUGACAAGGCAAAUAUUGAUCCCUACGGCGCAUGUGUUAGCACCCAGAGCUACUGCGUUAAUGCUAGCAACAGCGCGACGGGCUAUUUCUGCAACUGCUUAGAGGGAUACACCGGCAAUCCAUACAUAAAAAAUGGAUGCAAGAAUAUUAAUGAGUGCUUAAAUAAGAACAUGUAUCCUUGUCAUGGAGGGAGAUGCCACGAUUUAGAAGGUGAUUACGAGUGUAAAUGCAAUUUUGGACGACGGGACGACGGUAACAAGGGGUGUGAACCCUUAUUGUCCAAGGCUGCAGUAGCAGUUAUAGGAACAAUCAUUGGCAUUGCAUUACUCGCGUUGCUACUCAUAUUCUUACUCAUGGAGCGAGAGAAAAGAAAGCUGAGAGAUAGGUUCAACAAGAACGGCGGACAACUAGUCAAAAGCAUCAAGAUCGAAAUCUUCACCAAGGCAAAGAUCAGAUACAUGACAAACAACUUCACUUCUAUCAUUGGCCAAGGCUUUUUUGGGACAGUCUACAAGGGAACCACCGGCUCCGGUGAGAACGCAGGUGUUGCCGUGAAGAAGUCCACCACUAUCAAGGAUGACCGGCACAAGGAGUCCUUCGUGAACGAGAUCAAGAUCCAGUCCCAGAUCAGCCACCGGAACCUGGUCCAGCUUAUAGGUUGCUGCCUGGAGACAGACGUUCCUAUGUUAGUGUACGAGUUCGUUCCCAGGGGAAGCCUCUAUGACGUGCUCCAUGUCAAGAACGACCCUCUACCCCUCGAGACACGCCUCAACAUUGCCAUCUACUCUGCGGUUGCCCUCGCAUACAUGCACGCGGAGGCAAGCCAGAGUAUGGCCAUCGUUCAUGGCGAUGUGAAGUCAGCUAACAUUCUCCUCGACGACAGGUUUGUGCCAAAGGUGUCAGACUUUGGCACGUCGAGGCUCCUGUCCAUGGACAAGGACCACCACACCAACUGGGUGAUCGCGGACAGGCACUACAUUGACCCCGUGUACAUGAAAACCGGGCUGCUCACCACGAAGAGCGAUGUGUAUAGCUUCAGUAUCAUCCUGCUGGAGCUCGUCACCCGGAAGAAGGCGAUUUACAAUGGAAAUCAAAGCCUUCCCAUGGAAUAUAUCAAGGCUUCCGUGGAAGGGUCAGCGAGGCAGAUGUUUGAUAAAGACAUUGUGGCAAAUAGGGAGGAGCAUAUGGAGUGCCUCGAGGAGGUUGGCAAGAUCGCGCUGCAGUGUCUCGAUGAGAACGACGUAAAUGACAGGCCCACCAUGGGUGAAGUCGUGGACAGACUUAAAGCGUGUAAGAGCCAGUGGUUGGAAUGUCAUUGAAAGAAAAAUGAGGUGAUGUAAUAUUGUACUCCUACAUAAGUAGUUGGUGGCCUUAUGCGAGGGCAUCACCUUUUAUAAGAUGAGAGUUUAAGAAUAUGGAUUUGCUAAUUCUCAUCUAGACGAGAUUUACUUAUGUCACAUCUAUGUUCUCCACCACUCAAUUAAGGUGUUGAAUUUUCAUGCAAAUUGUUGAUCGCUCGUUUUUUUUUUGUGUGUGGCUGAAACGAGCUGGCAUUAAUUAAGUAAUGUUGUUACACUCGUUUUCACAAAUUUA
Aegilops tauschii subsp. strangulata is the source of this 3416-nucleotide messenger RNA. RefSeq names its product wall-associated receptor kinase 2. Gene Ontology annotation, molecular function: polysaccharide binding; ATP binding; calcium ion binding. NCBI's taxonomy places the organism in Eukaryota, Viridiplantae, Streptophyta, Magnoliopsida, Poales, Poaceae. The record is from RefSeq and is a predicted model, not a curated record. Gene Ontology annotation, cellular component: plasma membrane. Gene Ontology annotation, biological process: cell surface receptor signaling pathway; protein phosphorylation.